Messenger RNA from Labrus bergylta (ballan wrasse), 1055 nucleotides. The record is from RefSeq and is a predicted model, not a curated record. NCBI's taxonomy places the organism in Eukaryota, Metazoa, Chordata, Actinopteri, Labriformes, Labridae.
AUGGAGGGAGUUCCUCUUUCAUACUCUGGGCUCACACUGCCCUCUAGAGGCAGAAAUGAGAAACUACAGAGUCAGAGAAGUUCAGAAAGGUUUACCCAGCAUUCAGACGGGACGUUGAUAAUCGGCCCUCUGAGGUCCGAUGACUCGGGCGUCUUCACCUGCACGGCGUCCAGCCAGCAGCAGCUGGAGCAGAGACAGCUGCAGCUCAAAGUGCAAGCCGACCUGAAGAUCACCACCGCUCCAAAUAGCAUCCAGGUGUCUGAAGGCAGCACAGCUCUGCUGCCCUGCGUGGUGUCAGGAGACAACGUCAACAUCGGCUGGUCCAGAAACGGCGUCCCGGUGCGUCCGGACGGUCGUAAAAUCCUGACGUCGUCUGACGGCAGCCUGAUCCUGAACAACGUGAAGCCUUCAGACGAGGGGACGUACACGUGUAACGCUUACACCGGCAUCUACUCUGUGAGCGCCACGGCCGAAGUCAGAGUCACUAAAGACACACAAGGCGGUGAUGUUCCUCCAGAGUGCGUCGACCAGCCCGAGCUCGCCAACUGUGAGCUGAUCGUUUACGCCCGGCUCUGCUCCAACUCGUACUACUCCAGUUUCUGCUGCGCCAGCUGCACCCGGCACUCACAGAGGAACAAAAGGUUCGGCCGACUCGGAUAAAGCUGACGACGUUGUUGUUGUUGUUGUUUUGAAAGACUCUGGAGGUGAAGCCGUUUGGAGGACUGCAUUCUUAAAAAAAACAAAAACACUUUGAACUCUGAACUACUGCGAUCGCCAAAAAGACUGGAGACCCCGGACAUCUGACCCGUUUGUGCAGAAUCAGGAUUCAUAAAGGAAUGACAAAGGGACCGAUGACUGUAGAUGAAUCUGUGAAGCAGGAGUCUGUUUGUACACUGAAUAUAAAAACAUAGAACCUGACCUGCUGUCAACACCAGCUGACUGUGAUGAAACCUCCGAGACGUCCUGAACAUAACUUAUUAACCUGCUGACCCUGUUCUCUGUUCUCAAGAGAAUCAUCUCUCCCUCUCUCUCUCUCUCUCUCUGUCUCUCUCUCU